AUGGAGGCCAAAACGGCAAUUGCGGUUUUCAAUCAAGGAAGCAACGAGUCCUUAAAUGAUGCUUGGGAAAGAUUCAAAUCCAUGCUUAGAAAAUGCAAGGGUCAUGGUUUUGAUGAUCUCACACAAAUUCACAUCUUCCGCAAUGGACUUCAACCGGUGCACAAGACACUUUUAGAUGCCACCGCGGGUGGCUCUCUAAUGUCAAAAAGCGCGGAGGAUGCAAUAAUGAUAAUCGAUCGUAUGGCACUCAAUGAUCUCCAAACUCAACAUGAUAGGAGUCCAUCACAAAGGAAGCCGGGUGUUCUCGAAUUAAACACCAAUGAUGCCAUCCUUGCUCAAAACAAGAUUCUCUCUCAACAAGUUGAGUUACUCACCAAGCAAAUGUCGAAGCUUCCACAACAAAUGAAGGAAAUUCAUGGGAUGCAAAUGACUUCUCACGUGGCAAGUUGUGAACUUUGUCAAGGUUAUCAAAGGCAACCUCCACCUCACAACAAUCCUUACCAAAGAAACAACCAAGGAUUCAAACCUUCAAGAUUCGGAAAUCAACACUAUCAACAUCAAAGUCCUUAUCAUAGCCCAAAUCCUCAAGUCCAAGGUCAACAAUCUCAAGGUGGGAGCUCAAAAUUGGAAGACACUCUUACACAAUUCAUGCAAGCAUCCAUGGCUAACCAAAGGAGCAAUGAAGCGGCCAUAAAGAAUUUAGAAAAUCAAGUGGGUCAACUUGCAAAGCAAUUGUCCGAGCAACAACCGGGAGCAUCCUUUUCCGCCAACACCCAAACCAAUCCUAAGGAACAUUGCAAAGCCAUUGUUACAAGAAGUGGGAGAAAGGUGAAUAAUGGUGUGAAUGAAGAGGUCAUAGUGGAAGAUGAUGAGGAAGUAGUAGUUGAAGAGGAAGAAGUGGAAGUGAUAGUUGAAAAUGAGGGAGAAAAAACGUUAGAACAAAUGCCAAAAUAUGCAAAGUUCAUGAAGGACAUUCUCACCAAGAAAAAGAGAUAUUCGGAAGAGGAGACUAUUCUACUUGAUGCUCGUUGUAGUGCCAUAAUCCAAAAGACAUUACCAAAGAAAGAAGCCGAUCCGGGACGGGUUACCUUGCCGGUUACAAUCGGAGGUCAUUACAUAGGUAACGGUUUGGUCGAUUUGGGCUCAAGUAUUAAUUUAAUUCCGUUAUCUAUCAUCAAUAGAUUGGGAAACAUAGAGAUGAAGCCGACCCGAAUGACUUUGCAACUAGCCGAUAAGUCUCUCACCUCUCCUUACGGAGUUGCACAAGACAUGCUAGUCAAAGUGGACAAAUUUUUGUUCCCGGUAGACUUUGUGGUAGUUGAUAUGGAAGAAGACCGUGACGUACCAUUGAUACUUGGAAGACCUUUCAUGAAAACAGCCCGGAUGAUGAUUGACAUAGACGAUGGUCUUAUGAAGGUGAGAGUGCAAGAUGAAGAAGUCACUUUCAAUCUCUUUGAAGCAAUGAAGCAUCCCAAGGAAUAA
Molecule: messenger RNA, 1482 nt
Organism: Vicia villosa (hairy vetch)
Lineage: Eukaryota; Viridiplantae; Streptophyta; Magnoliopsida; Fabales; Fabaceae
Exons: 3
Coding region: 1-1482 (493 amino acids)
Source: RefSeq, a predicted model, not a curated record